AUGGAAUGGGUUCAGCAACAAUUGGCUAAGGAUUCUUCCGGACACGAUUAUUAUCACAUUUUACGGGUGGUGAAUACGGCUCAAUGCAUUCAUCGUCUCGAAGGCGGUGAUGAAUUUUUAAUUCUUAUGGCGGCUUGGCUGCACGAUAUAGGAGAUUAUAAGAUGCACAAUGGCCAAGACCGUACCCAAGAACUGGUGGGCGAAUUUUUGGAUUCGUUGUUGGUUCUGCCCGAAUCUAAAAUGGCCAUAUUAAAUAUAAUAACCCAAGUAUCUUUUAAAGGGGGACACAAUGAACCGCCCACCACCAUAGAGGCCCAAAUUGUUCAGGAUGCCGAUCGCUUAGACGCCAUGGGGGCCAUUGGCAUUGCCCGUUGUUUUGCUUAUGGUGGUUCCAAAGGA
Notodromas monacha is the source of this 399-nucleotide messenger RNA. Lineage: Eukaryota; Metazoa; Arthropoda; Ostracoda; Podocopida; Cyprididae. The record is from the annotation of a GenBank genome assembly.